AUGGCUGCUUUGAAAGGUUAUGGCUUGUGUUCUAUGGACUCUGCUCUGCAGUUCCCCUAUCCAAGGCGAUUCCAGAGCUCCAAGAGAAGAAGCUCGAGAUGGGUCUCUCCAAAAGCAGCUGUUGUACCGAAUUUCCAUCUCCCAAUGCGCAGCUUGGAGGUUAAAAACAGGACAAACACAGACGACAUUAAGGCUCUGAGGGUGAUCACAGCUAUCAAAACACCGUACCUGCCUGAUGGAAGAUUCGACCUUGAAGCCUAUGAUGACUUGGUGAACAUUCAGAUACAGAACGGCGCGGAAGGUGUCAUCGUUGGUGGUACGACCGGCGAAGGACAGUUGAUGAGCUGGGAUGAACACAUUAUGCUCAUAGGCCAUACUGUUAACUGUUUUGGUGGAAGCAUCAAAGUCAUUGGAAACACAGGAAGCAACUCUACGAGAGAAGCGAUCCACGCCACUGAACAAGGGUUCGCCGUGGGGAUGCACGCCGCUCUUCACAUUAACCCUUACUAUGGCAAGACUUCUAUCGACGGUCUCAUCGCUCAUUUCCAGUCCGUUCUUCACAUGGGACCGACGAUUAUAUACAACGUGCCGGGUCGAACGGGGCAGGACAUACCGCCUGGUGCCAUCUUUAAACUCUCUCAGAACCCUAACUUGGCAGGUGUGAAGGAGUGUGUUGGGAACAAGCGUGUUGAGGAGUACACUGAUAAUGGGGUUGUCGUGUGGAGUGGGAAUGAUGAUGAGUGUCAUGACUCGAGAUGGGAUUAUGGAGCAACCGGAGUUAUAUCGGUUACUAGUAAUUUGGUUCCGGGUUUGAUGAGGAAGCUGAUGUUUGAAGGUAGGAACUCGUCGUUGAACUCAAAGCUUCUUCCUUUGAUGGAUUGGCUCUUCCACGAGCCGAACCCGAUUGGAGUUAACACUGCUCUGGCUCAGCUUGGAGUGGCGAGGCCGGUUUUUAGGUUGCCGUAUGUUCCGUUGCCACUUUCUAAGAGGCUUGAGUUUGUGAAGAUGGUGAAGGAGAUUGGACGAGAGCAUUUUGUGGGUGAGAGAGAUGUUCAGGCUCUUGAUGACGAUGAUUUUAUCCUUAUCGGUCGAUAUUAG
Thlaspi arvense is the source of this 1098-nucleotide messenger RNA. Lineage: Eukaryota; Viridiplantae; Streptophyta; Magnoliopsida; Brassicales; Brassicaceae. The record is from the annotation of a GenBank genome assembly.